GGGGAAUAUUAUAUAAUUUUGAUGUAAAAUCAAAUUUCAGUCUAGUCAUAAUAAGAUGUCGGUUUUAGAUGACAUCGAAAUUUCAAGAAAAGCUUCUAUUUUGUCUAUUUUCUCCGAUAAAUAUGAAGCACAUAAAAAAUCUAUCAUCUCUGAAAAGGGAAAAGAGCCGAAAGAUAUCUUAUUUAUUGUCCAUAUUUUAUGCUUCUUUGUGGGAUUUAUGAACAUCAUGCCUAUGGUUUUUUUCAGCACUGCACAAACUUAUUGGAUGUACAAAUUUCGGAAUGCAACUCUAGAUGAAGAAACGACAAGCGGUAAAGACAGAACGGCGUUACAAUCUUACUUUCAAUCAGUACAGAUGGUGGCUAGUAGUGUACCGAACGUUAUAUUCACAUUGUUAGCUUUAUUUUAUGGUCAUAAAUUAUCAGCAAUUAUUCGAUCAAUUGGUGCAUUGGCAGUGCAGUGUACCAAUUUUGCAAUAUUUGCUGCGUUCACAUACAUCAACACAGAUUCAUGGCAAAACUCAUUUUUUGUGUUAACUAUGGGAUUAUUCACUAUAAAUAGUGCUUGCACAUCCACAUUUCAUAUGUCUUCAGUCGUUUUAAUGGCAAAGUUACCCAGCAUAUAUAUGUUCUUCUUUUUGAUUGGACAAAAUGGAACAGUUAUAACAACAACUUUACAAAUAAUCGCGUUGUCGGUAACAGAUAGAAGCUUAAUAACAGGUGCAAUUUAUUUUACCGCUGGGACAAUAUUAAUUGGUCUAACGUUAAUUUUGUUAUUGGUUGGUAGAAUAACACCAGUUUUUAAAUAUUAUGACGUAACCAAUGUCAAAGAAAACAAAACCGAAGAACUGAAAUGGUCUGAAUGUAAAAUAUUGAUUAAAAAGAUAUGGCCCUGUUUAGUUAUUAUCUGUGGGCUAUUGACGUCAUCUAGUUUCGUGAUGCCUGGUAUAAUUACGUUGAUUGUUUCUGAAAAUGACACGGAGAAAACAGCCUGGACCGCAAAGUAUUUCACUCCCGUAACAGCUUUUCUUAUACCGGAGUUAGUAUCUAUUUUGGGAAGGGUUACGGCUAAAAAUUUCAGGAUAACGAAUACCAAUAAAUGGUGGUACAUAGCAGUGGUGAUUAUCAGAGGUGUUACGCUUGUACCAUUUUAUAUGUUCUGUAGAGCUGAACCAAGACAUUUACCAGUAGUUUUUGGUAGCGAUUGGCAGUUUAUCUCAAUUCAUGCAUUUUUUGCAUACACUAUGGGAUUUUUAUUGAAUGUUACUUUUAUGAGUAUUCGAACUUUAACAGACAAGCCAGAACUUGGACUGAAACUUUUAGGCCUGGUAGCAUCGCUAACUUCAGCUGCGAAUACAGCAAAUGGUGUACUGAUGGUUAGAUUACUUUGAGCAGACGUUCUUCAUUCAACUCAUGGAUUAUAUUUUAAAUUAUGAAAUAAAAGAGUUUUGUACUAAA
This is a messenger RNA of Diorhabda carinulata, 1457 nucleotides long. Its product is annotated as equilibrative nucleoside transporter 3-like. Gene Ontology annotation, biological process: nucleoside transmembrane transport. The record is from RefSeq and is a predicted model, not a curated record. Gene Ontology annotation, molecular function: nucleoside transmembrane transporter activity. Gene Ontology annotation, cellular component: plasma membrane. The transcript has 8 exons. The coding region runs from base 56 to 1390 and encodes 444 amino acids. Lineage: Eukaryota; Metazoa; Arthropoda; Insecta; Coleoptera; Chrysomelidae.